Molecule: messenger RNA, 10447 nt
Organism: Gryllus bimaculatus (two-spotted cricket)
Lineage: Eukaryota; Metazoa; Arthropoda; Insecta; Orthoptera; Gryllidae
Source: the annotation of a GenBank genome assembly
UAAGAUCGCGCUUAACCUCUGAAUAUAGACGCUCGUAAUAUUCCUCAAUGUUAAGUAGUUACGAUACGUUCUUUGACAAUGAAAUUUUCUUUAUUAGUCGUGAGAUAUGAUAGUAUUAUGUGUGUUAGCUGUUAAUUGAUUGAAGUGAAGUUUACUUUCACUCAAACAAAGAAAUAGUUUUAUUUUUUAUGCGUUCGCGGUCUUCGCGGAAGAAUAUCCUAGUGAAGUCCCCGACAUUCAGUCGCCAGUAAACAUAGAAGCCAUAAUAUUUUGAGGUAGGCCUCUAUUGAAAAGUAAACAUUCGUUACGAGUAUUAGUCUAUAAUGGCCAGAGUUCAUGCGCGUGUGUGUGUUUACAAGAGUAAUUGAGGAAGAGGAUCAUCUUCUUUUGAGUUUGAAGUAGUUAAGUGACCACUGCAAUGGAUGCUGAUGAAGCUGAAUCAUCAGGCUCAGGGGGCCCUAUAUCAUCAUUGAAUAGCCUCUUUUCCUUUACAAGUCCCGCUGUGAAAAAGUUACUAGGAUGGAAACAAGGUGACGAAGAGGAAAAGUGGGCAGAAAAGGCAGUGGAUUCACUGGUAAAGAAGCUGAAAAAGAAAAAAGGUGCAAUUGAAGAACUAGAAAGAGCAUUAAGUUCUCCUGGUCAAGCAAGUGACUGUGUGACGAUUCCCAGAAGUUUAGAUGGUCGAUUACAGGUUUCUCAUCGAAAGGGUCUACCUCAUGUUAUUUACUGUCGUGUUUGGAGAUGGCCAGAUCUUCAAUCUCAUCAUGAACUGAAGCCAAUGGAGAAUUGCCGCUAUCCAUUCUCUGGCAAGCACAAAGAAGUCUGUAUUAAUCCCUAUCACUACAAGAGAGUUGAAAGUCCAGUUCUACCACCAGUGUUGGUGCCUCGUCAUAGUGAAUUUGCUCCAAGCCAUUCACUGUUACCUUUCCAGCAGUUGCCAGAACCUGCUAUGCCGCACAAUGUUUCAUACACUGGAGGAGGAUUCACCAACACACAAUCUGGCAGCCACCCACAUUUAAGCCCUAGCCCUACUUCACCCUUGAGUAGUGUGCCUAGUCCAGGAAGCACACAUUCAAAUCCACAGAGUCCAUAUGGCAAUAAUGGAUUACCAGAAACUCCUCCGCCAGCUUACAGUCCCCCAGAAGACAGUCAACAAGGUCAGGGAUCGAAUCUGAAUGAUCCUGCAGCAAUGGAUACAAGUAAUAACAUUAUGGCAGAUGUUGCACCAGUGUCCUAUCAGAUAUGUGCAGUGGAGCAUUUAAAGCCAGUGUCAGCCAUCCAUGUACCUAAAGAAUGUUAUGCUGGGCAUACUACUAAGUUAAGGGAUGUCACAUCUGAAGGGGUAAUGUUCUGGCCUCCAAAUAGCCUGGAUAUAAAUCCUAUUGUACAUUUGUUAUUCAACUGGGAACCUACUUUCUGGGCGAGCAUCGCAUAUUAUGAGUUAAAUUGUCGUGUUGGAGAGGUAUUUCAUUGUCAGACAAAUGUGAUAGUUGUGGACGGCUUCACAAAUCCCAGCAACAAUUCAGACCGUUUCUGCCUCGGUCAGCUUUCCAAUGUUAAUCGGAACUCGACAAUCGAAAACACUAGAAGACACAUAGGAAAAGGUGUACAACUUGUGUAUAUUGGUGGUGAAGUGUAUGCUCAAAACAAGUCGGACAGUGCUAUUUUUGUUCAGUCUCGAAACUGUAAUCAUCAUCAUGGAUUUCAUCCGAGCACAGUUUGCAAGAUACCUCCAGGAUGUUCACUGAAGAUUUUUAACAAUCAAGAAUUUGCCCAACUCCUUUCACAGAGUGUAAAUCAUGGAUUUGAAGCUGUCUAUGAAUUAACAAAAAUGUGUACAAUACGAAUGUCGUUUGUGAAGGGUUGGGGUGCUGAAUACCACAGGCAGGAUGUCACCAGCACACCGUGCUGGGUUGAAAUUCAUUUGAAUGGCCCUCUUCAUUGGCUUGAUAAAGUUCUUACCCAAAUGGGAUCUCCUCUGAAUGCUAUUUCAUCAGUGUCGUGAGGCAGGAAUUACUCUGCCCUCCUUAUUGUACUGCAUCUAGGGUUUGAAGUUCUCAGUAGUCCUGAGUUUGCUUUUCAUUAACUUAGGAAAUGAAAUGUAAUGUUGCAAGAAGUUUCACACCUUUAUCCAGUAUAAUUUAAUUUAUUUUGAAAUAAUGACUCUUUGUAGUCAAAGUGGAUUUUCUACUUAUGCCUCCUAACGUGGAGAUGUGAUUUGUAAUACACAGACCUGUAGAAUUUUCUGCAGGCACUGAAAUAUCUGUAAAUCUUAAACACCAAGAACGUGCAACUACAUUUUUAAAACAUUCUAGAAUGGUUGUUGAUUAUAAAACAGAAUACCUUGUUUGAUGCAAUAUUAUUUUGAAGAGAACAAAUUGUUGGAAGAUAAAUGACUUCAAGGUGCAUGAUGAACCCACUGGGAAUUGCUGACAAGACACGAGAAGAUUCCCAACAUAUCCCAACAUCGCUUGCAAAAACUCCAUGUAUAAUGCAGAAAGAGAAAUAAUUGUUUCUUGGGUUCUCUAGGGUGGUUCUUUCUGUUACAAUACCUGUUGAAUUCUUGUGAAUAUUACAUCAAUAUUUCGUAAAUUGGGAAUGAUUAAUAUAUGAAUUUAGAUUUCAACAAUUAUGCAACUGUGAGUGACAAUUUAAUACCAUGAAAUGACAUGCAAACAAAGAUCUUAUUUUGCUGUGCUACUUUACAAAUAUGUAGCUAGCAAAGAAGAAAAUGGAAAAAUGGGUACUUAAUUACAGUCUUAGUAUCAUAUAGAGAAGAAAUUUGUCAUUGUCGUAACCUAGAAUAGAAAAAUUGUGAAGUGCUUCUGGGACCUGGGUUGCAGGGAGUGCUUUCUUUAAAAAAUGUGCGCUCAUGAACACCAAUAAUUGAUUUUUUAAUCAAAAACCCUUUUCCCAUCACAGACUAUAAGCACAUCAUGGGAAAAGGAAGUGUGGAUGGAAUUAUUCACAAUAGGGUAAUAAGUGCUAUUUAUGUUAGUGCGUAUACAGUCAUCUUUGGCACUGACACAUUUAAAGUACAAGUAUGUGCACACUUGCUGCAGAGGAAAUAAUCUACAAUGAAUCACUUCUGUUUUUUGAAGUUUCAAAACAGAACCUAUACAAAGUUUUAAAAGUGUGUAAUUGGUGAGAGAUUUGUUGUCAUGAAUGAAAUGUAUUGAUUUUAAUUAAUGAUCUCUGAAGAAGUAGUGUGAAAUGAAUAAAUGUGAAGUACACACACGUCAUUGUUACAAGGGGUGUUGAAGGUGAUCAUUUGUGAUGUUGCACUUGUGAUCUUGUGCUUUUUAUCAAAAAGCACGGGUUCACAUUCUUAACAAGUAAACUAAUUUUAAACAAUAGGGUGAAUGUGCAAAACAAUGUUAACUGUAUUAUUUUACCUAUCUAAAAAGUAUGUCUUUUUAAAAACUUCACUAUGGUAGUAAUGAGCUGGUUUUAUGCUGUAGUUUUCUUACAGCAAAAAGGCAAACUGUUCCUAUUGUCACAAAUGUUUUAUUUCUUACAAGCUUAUGUAUGUUACUGUGGAGAGAUGUUAGCUGUAGUAUCCCACUAGUAUGUAUUAUUUAUAUUGGUGCCAUUUAUUCUUGGAAAGUAAAAGUGUUAAAAAUGUCAGAUGCCCGGUGUGCUCUAUGGUGUCUGUGUUCAUAUUUUAUUCCAGUUGAUGUUAGUUAUGAAAAAUAGUUUUUGUGUAAAUUAAUUUCAGUCAAAGAAAUGUAGUAAUGUAUGUGUUUAGUAGGGACCAAAUAUUUUAACCUUGUGCAAAUUUAUUAAGUAUUUGCAAUGAAUUGUGCGACUAGUUCUUUGUAACUGCAAGGCAAUGAUUGAAAUUACAUAUUGUGCACUGUCUUCAACUAUCAGGUUGCCAACAAAUAUUCUUCUAGAAUUUUGUAAAAUACCUUGACAGAUGACUUCUUUUUACAACUUCUGCUGCAGUUUUUAUCUAUUAUUUUUUGAUUAAUUAAUUUAUUUUUAUACAUAAUUACUAAUUACAAUCCAAACUACCUUUUUAUUAAGACGUCUAUGAAAGAGUUUUUAUUACCAGUAUGCACAUGUUAUUAGGGAAUUCUUCCUGCAAAAUUUUUGCAGAUUCCUAUUCAGAUGCAAAAAUACUAGUUGAUCUAAGAAUGAAUGCAUUUGAAUAUUUUAAUGAUGAUACAUUCUGACAUGGCAACCUGAUUCGAGCAUAUAUGGAGGUUUUUAAUUUUUGUUUGCAAACAGAAAUCAUAUUUUUCUUAUAUGUGCAAUAAUUUCUCUUUUUCUACCAAUUUCAUUAUUAUUACUUGCAGAAAUUUUUAUUGAGAAAUCUUUUAUUUUUAUUUACACUCUUAACUGAAUCUUCUACCACUAUUGUUUAUUUUUGCCAGUUUUAUGUCGUUAUUAAUGUAAAGCGUUUAUCUCUUGCUCUCUCAAUUGUUAUUAAAUUUUUCUUAGCAUCUGAGUACGUAACUGUGAAUGUUCUUCAAGGCUUACACCAUUACUGAAAUGCAAAUAUGCAAGAUAAUUCACAUUUAUUUUGCUGGAAGGCAAAAUUAUGUUUUUUGUGAUGAAUAUGUGUAUAUAUUUGUAUUACAGUGUAUUAUUUGUCCAUUAAUGACGUAUUCUUAAUACUCAAUAAUUUGCUACAUUAGGGACUGGGGACACUUCCUUUUGUAGAAUAGAAUAUGUUCUUGACAAUUUCAAUUCCUACAUGUGUGACCUUUUUAAGCUAAAACUUGAGUUUGUUGUACUUCAUGUGUGUUGUGUUAAUUGUUUGAACUUGAAAUACCCGUGAGUAUAUACAUUGCUCACCAUUAAAUCCAUUAUAAUGAUUGUAAAAUGAAGAAGUCUCACUUCUUAGCUUCUGCAUUUUCAACUGCUAAAAAAACUCAAAAUUCAUUUCUACUUUCUAUAGGGGGAACUGGAUUGAGAAAUUUCUUAUUUGUAUGAUUGUGUAUGGCAUGUUUAAACCUAAUUGUGAAAUAUUAUAUGUCGCCAGCUUUCAUUUCUGAAAGGUGAUGGGUAUUUUUCCCCCCUGUUUGUUUCUCUCUCUUUCCUCCCCCACCCCCUUCCUCCUGAAAAAUUUGGCAUUGUAAAUGGUUGAUGUUUUAGCAUUUGCAUUAUGCUGCAGAAAAAAAUUAUGAAAGAUCUUACUUAGUUUGGAAUAACUGAACUGCUUCUAAACUAAGCUAUUAGUUUCUUCUUCAAAAACAUAGAAUGCAACAUGAUGAAAUAUUGGAAAAAAUGUUGGUGCUGUAUAAGUUAUUUCCAUUAAAAGGUAUGUUCUAAAUACCAUAACUUUGUUAUAAAUUCAGUAGGUUUUUAUGCAUUUAGUAAUUUUGGUUUCCUUUGGAAACUUGUCAUUACACAUUGGGGAUCUAUAUAUAAAAGCUCAGGCUAAAUAUGCUUGGCUCUAAUUAUUUUAAGUAAUAGCAUUUCUUUGUGUAUUUUUUUUUUUUUUUUUUUUUUUUUAGUGAAAGAAAUUUUAAGUUAGAAAUACUGUAAAUUGUGCCAAAACUUGACAAAAAGUUCUUUGAAUAUUUAAAUUAAAAAAAAAAGACUGCUUAAUAAUUUGGGACAGGCAAAGUAGAUUGUAGUAGAAAACCACAGUCCCAUUCAAUAUGAGAAAAUUUAGUAGAAUCAUGAUUAGCUAUAUUCUUGGGGGAAAAAAAAAAUGGGGAUUUAUUAUUAUAAAUGCACACAUUAAUAAUUCAGACACCCUCUGCCAUCUGUUAUUUGUGUUCUUUAUUUCAUCUAAGAAUUGACUAUUGUGGAGACAAUUCUGAAUACACAAAUUAUUCGUGCAAUAAUAUUUACCUUUUCCAAAUUAAAUUGGAAAGAAAAUGACAAUAAAAAAGUUAUUUUUAUUGAUCAUUUAUUUUUCAUCCAGUCUAAAAUAGUUGUUGUAGUACGAGUGAUUCUUUCAUUCGUAGUGUAAAUUUUUAACAUGAAUUGUGAUGCUAUGAUUGAAUGGUACAAAGAAAAAGGUAUUAAUUAUUUUGCAUCACAAUUUUUAUUUAUCUGAACUGAACAAAUUUAUUUUAUUUAAAUUCAAUUCUGAUAUUGCAUUUGUUUUGCAAUGUUAGAUUGUGUAAGAGUAAUGGAGGAUAAAAACAAAAAUUGUGGGAAUUUUAGACUUUGUAAAAGCAAUGUAAAUUUCAUGUAUAAAUUUGCAAGUGAAACUAUUAGAACAACACAUAGAGUGAAAAACUUGAGCUGAAGUAACUGUUCAAGGUAUACAAGCUUUAAAAAUCUCAAUCUUGCUUAUUAUAGGAGCAGGUUUUCAUCACUGCUUUUUAGCAGAGAUAAUCCAUAUACCAUCUAUGCCAUUUACAAUGCGUUUGAACUAUAAACAGUAGCAGUUUAUCAUGUUAUUUCUUGUAUUGUCCAAUGUUUUGUAUAACAUGAUGUAAUUGGAAUUCUAAAAUUAUGUGCUCCAUUUUUGUUUUGGAGGAAAUCUAGUAAACAUGACAAGUGGUACGAGAUUAAGAAAAUUUUCUUUUAGCUUUUUUCUUGCUUCCCUAUUUUCUUUACGAACUGGAGUAAGUGAGAGUUAUUGAUUUAUUUGCAAGCUCUAAUAGAUUUAUUUUCAUGUUUGUUGGGAGUUUAUGCUAAUGUUUUAAAUGAAGUCUUUUAUGAUCACUAGUGGGAUAGUACAUCUACAAUUGCCAUGUUUGUUUUUAGUUGUUUUUGUUUGAAUGAAAUUUUAUUUAUGUUUCUUGUGUAAGUUGAUUCAAAGGUGUGAAAAGUUUUUACAAUCGCUGAAGAUGAUGUGUGUUGUAUAGUAAAUUUGAGUAUUAAAAGACAAGGAAUUUGUAAGUGUAUUAGCAUUCUUGUGCUACACUAUCUGUGGAUGAAAUUAUAAAUAAUGUUGAUAGUAAUGUUUUUAUCUAUUAUCAAUUUUUAUUGAUUUAAAUAGUUUGUAUUUCUGCAUAAAUGACAGUAAAGUUGAACUUUUGUGAUUAAGACAUUGUUUGCAAUUAUUAGUUUUUCACUGUGUGAAUCCCAAGUUUUGUGAUAAUUAUGAUAUUUUAAGUUGCAGAUAUGCCAGUGAUAAGUACACAAUGUUGCCAGCAUACUACAACUAUUAGUUAAUUUUUUCAUUUUUCAUCUUUCCCUAGCAUCUGUAUAUUGCAUCAGUUUUGAAAUUCAUUUACUAUAGUGUGUUGGUGUAGUGGAAUUAAAUAUUAAUAAGUGCUAGUAGUAAGUAGUAGCGAUAGUAUAAUACAGCAUGAGUAGAAGCACAAGCAUUUCAAGUAUGUGUAACUAUGUACUACUUUUAGCCGAUGGACAAUAUUAACUUGCACACAUUACUGGAAUGUUAGCCAGCGGCAAAACAGAAUAUGAAGAUAAUUCACAUUUUAACUAGAAAAUAAUGAAAUGAGCUUGGAUUUUCAGCCUUGUUUCCUGUCUCCUCUUUCACAUAAACUGGUGUAGUGCUUAGGGCUGAAAUUAUUCCUUUAUCUGCCACCAACAAAUCAGUCUUCAGCAAACAGUUUGUUAUACUGUAAGCUUGAGGGAAUUAAUAAGAAAUGGUAAAUAUUCAAUUAGCUAAUUUUGUGGAAAUUAAAAAUUGUGGAUUGAAAUUUUAAAUUUUAUGGAGGGUACAUUCAGUAUGUCUGAGUUGGCAUAAUGAUUCACUGAUUAUAGGGAACAAGGCAUAUAACUAUAUAAUAUAUAAAUAUAGUAUGUUAUUUUGUGUUUGGAAGUAUCCACAAGUGGCCUUUAAACUAUGCUCUGUAUUUUUGUAUGGUCUUCAGGAUUGGCAUUUAUAUGUGUCUUAUGAUUAACUUGCUGCAAAGAUGUGAUAUGCCAUAACUGUAGAUAUAAAUUUCUAGAUCAGUACCUGCCAAAAGUAUUACAUUGAAUUCAUUUUUCUGUGAUGGAUAAUUCAUGGAGCAGAACUAUAAUAAAGAAUUCCAAACAAAAAUUUACUGAAAUAAAAUAAAUUCCUGAUAAAGCUAUGUCUGCCAUAUAUAAUUAAAUAGUUAUAUUUAUAUCUACAUUUAUGAAUACAAUGCUAUUGGCAGACACUACUUUCUACAAUCAAAUUUCUAUCGUGCAUUGGCUACUAUUUUUGUGUGUAAAAGGGACAAAUUUUCUGUGGAUUUUGAAACCAAAUUUAAUGAAGUGACAAUGUUAUGUAUUCUUUUGGGUAUGAAUUAUUUAUGAAUAGUACUCAUUUUGUGUGAAAUAUGAAAAGUUCAGAAACAUCAGCAUACUCUUGUUUUGUUUAGUCUAUUAAUGACUUGGAAGAAAUGAGAAUGCUGUGCAUCACAUGCAUGAGAGGUUAUUUUUGGAGAUUCUUAUUGUAAUCAAUGUUAAUGGAAGGUUAUAGUCAAUAAAUUGUUGUAAACAGUUAUCAUGUAAUGGGAAAGAACAAAUAAUUUGGACUCCACCUAUGAUUUUCCAAAAUGGAAAUAAUAUUGAAGCAAGGCAUGUGAUGCUUUGGUUGUGUGUGUGUGUAUGUGUGUGUUAAGACAUGAAUACAGUUGUCUAAUGUUGUUACUGCAUUGUUGCACUGUGUGCAAAUAUUUCACUCUGCAUGAUGCUUCUCUUAAAAAUUAUGUAACUUUUGACAUGCUGCUAUGGGCUAUUUUGAAUUCACUUACUAGUCUUGUCCUCUAAAUAAUGAUAAAAUGUUCAAUAAAAUGAGCAUGAUUAUAUUUUGCUUCAAAUGUAAUUCUGCAAAGAGGUUGGAAGAUCUUAAGGAAUCUGUAGCUAAGAGAGAAAAUCCUCCAUCAUAGUGUUCAAAGAGUUGGUGUAAAUGUAACUAACGGAUUAAGAAGAAUUUUGUGUGCCUCCAUGAUUUUAAUUAUUUGUUGCAUUUAUUCUAAGUAAUAAUGAUUUAAUUAAUGUUUUUUUGUGGCCAUUGUACAAAAUUGGUUUCAUUUUUUGCAAGUGGUGCAGUAAGUUGUUUGAAGCAUUACUUACAAUAAAUCCAAUGUUUUCAAUCCAUAUGUAUGGGUUUUCUAUUUUGUAAAAUUUGUAGCUGAUUCACUAUUUUGUCAAACAUUUUUCCAUUGCUUUAUUAAUUUGUAAGUUGCUUUUAUUGUAUAGAUUUCUGUGACUGUAAAUGUUGUUUUUUUUUUUUUUUUUUUUUAAAGAAUUUAAUCAAAGUGAAUGCAAGUGUCGUGAUUGAAUAUUAUGAGUGCCAUUGUGCAAAGUUUUCACUGCCUUUUGGGAUUGAAGUUUUGUAAUUGUGUUUUGUAGACUAUAUUGUAAUUUGUUCAACUAUUUUUUAAUUUUCUGAAAUAAUUCCUGUUACUGGCUUCAUGCUUUGUGAUAUAAUUUAUUAUUGAUGAGAAUUUGAAGAUGUCUAUGUCAUUUUGUAUCCCUAAAUAAUUGGCUGUAUAACAUUGAGGUAGAGAUUGAGACUGAAUAGAAGAAAGUUCCAGCUUUAAAAUGCUUCAGAGUCGUCCAUUGCUUUACACUUCUCAUUAAAACAUAGUGCCUGUAAAAAAUAAAAAAAAUAAAAAACAAAAACUCGAGCUGCAAAAAUACCGUUUCCUUUUCAUAAGUUAUUUUUUCAUAUAUUAUUGCAGAUAUAUAUUUCACUGUAUAUAAUUAUUCAUUGCAAGUAGAAGCAUUGUGCAAGAGUUGAAGUAACAGUAUCUGCAUGCUUGCAUUUUGGAGCUGAUAUUCAAUUUACCAAAGUAUUGUAUCGCUCAUUCGUAAGAACAAAUGUGCAUGUAGCCUACUACUCUUCAAUAAUAGAUCUGUAUAUAUUUACAAACAUAAAAAUAUGUACAGUUAAUUUAGUUGUGAUACAUGUAUGACAGAAGGCCAUUAUUUAUUUGGUGGGAUGAUUGAUACAAAACGAGGACAUAUUGUGUAGUUAUAAGUACAAUUUUUUUUAUAUGGUAAGGUUUACAGUGUCCACUUUGCUCUGGCAAUGAGAAGCUGUAAUUUUACUGAAUGCCUUAAUACUCAGGAUAAACAUCUUAUUGAACAAUAUAUUUAAAUUAACAAGCAUUGGUUGAUUACUACAGAAUUGAGGCCUGAAUCACUCUUGUUUUGAUGUGCAGACAUAUUUUGAAGUUAAUUCUGACUAUUUGGAUGACUGUUUACAAGUGGAAAUAAUUUGAUUAAUGCAAUCUUAUGAAUGUAAGUUUCUGUGUGACUAAAGUCCAUGAAAAAUUGCAUUUAAAAGUUCAGUAUAAAGUGGAAACCUUCAAUGGAUUCAGGUUUCAACUAUUAGCACACUGUGAUGUAUGAUGUAUAUUCAAUGUGAGGCUUUUUGGUCUUGUUAUUCACUGAACUGUUGAAUGCUCUCUGUGAAUUCUGUUCUUAAGCAUAAAUUUGUUACAAAACUAGUGGAAAAUGUCCAUCUGAAAUGUUCUGAAGGCUUGUAUUUGCUUGCGAUAGAAAUUUUGUAAAUUGUAAUGUACAUGUUUAUAAAUUUAAGUGCUCAAAUACAAGAUAAUCUGUGCUGUAGUGAAUGCUUUUAUAUUCA